This is a messenger RNA of Rotaria sp. Silwood2, 1041 nucleotides long. Lineage: Eukaryota; Metazoa; Rotifera; Eurotatoria; Philodinida; Philodinidae. The record is from the annotation of a GenBank genome assembly.
AUGGAAAUUCAAUGGACACCAGAAUCUGAUCAGUAUGGGAUCCAUCAACUGUGUUUAACACCAGUCGAUUCUCAACAACAAACAGGUUCACAAGUUUGUCUCACGUUUCAAGUUGAUGUUGAUCCGCCUCAAUUUAUUCGUAUGCAUCCAACUGGUAUCGUACCUGACAAUCAAUCAACAUGGGCAAUCGAUAUUGAUCGAGAUAUAGUCUCACCACGACGAUUGACCGGUGUCAAUAUUCACUUUUUCAAACGAUCAAAUAACGAAGAAGUAUAUCGUGUUGAUGUUACUUCGUCUGCUUUUGUUCGUUAUGAACCACGAAGAAUUACAUUUUACACAUCUGGUUAUACCUGGAAUAAAGGUGAAGAGUAUUAUAUUCUGUUGGAUAGUGGAGUGGCCACUAUUAAUGAAUCAUGUGGCAUUGAAUCAGCACCUGUUACUGAUAAGAAUAUUUGGACAUUUCAAAUAUCUAAACAGACAACUAUUUUGUCAAGUACAACAACCAGUAAAGUGUACCCGAUUACAACUGAAGAAAAAACUACAACAACUGCACGGAAAACAGUAGAAAGUACGACGACAAGUACACAAAUCAUAUCAAAAAUUACUACAACAACUGCGCAAACAAUAACGUCAAGAGUAUCUUCUAUUCCAGCAUGCUAUCAAUGGUUUCCUUUUAACACUAUUGUAAAUCUAAAUACAAAUGUUGAGCAUCCAACAUUUACAUUCUGUUUUACUAUCAAUACAACGUUUGCUGAUGUUACCAUAGCAGCCAAUACAUGGGUUUCAUGUUCGAAUUGGAAAAGCUCGGGUGCUGGUGAUCCUCUGAUUGAACUUUAUUCAGAAAAUAACAGACAACUUCUGGCUGAAAAUGACGAUGGAAAUAGUAUUUCAUCAAUGAAUUGCUAUGCUUCUGUAUUAAGAUAUCGCUUUUCAAGAGGCGAUUAUCGCGUAGUUAUUCGAAAUUCGAAAUGUACAUAUGGUUUCUUUGAAUUACGCCUUUUAGCUGAGGUACCAUUUAGACAGAAAGAUAAUUCCACAUAG